AUGAGUAACAAAGUCUCUAGAACAGAUUCGUUAAAAAAGACUUUAUCUAGGUCUAAGUCAUCAUUGACUAAUCUAUUUAAGAAGAAUAAGAGAAAGCAUGCUAGGGAUGAUGAUGAAGAUGAUGAAGAUGAAAAUGGUAUUAGUAGUAAUGAUAAGAGUUUAACUAAGAUCGAUAAUGAAGAUGAAGAUGAUACCGACACUUCAAGAAGUCAUAAACGUCGCCAUGUGGAAGAUGCAGCAAAGGAGAAACUUAGACUUAUUGCAUUUCAAAAGAAUGAAAAAUUAUUAGAUGGUAAAUUGCCAAAAGAAUUGAGGAAAUAUAGACCACAAGGUUAUUCUUUAAAUUUACCACCAAAGGAUAGACCAAUUAGAAUUUAUGCAGAUGGUGUCUUUGAUUUAUUUCAUUUAGGUCAUAUGAAACAAUUAGAACAAUGUAAAAAAUCAUUCCCAAAUGUAACAUUAAUAUGUGGUGUUCCAAGUGAUAAAGUAACACAUAAAUUGAAAGGUUUAACAGUCUUAACAGAUAAACAACGUUGUGAAACUUUAACUCAUUGUAGAUGGGUUGAUGAAGUUAUCGCCAAUGCACCAUGGUGUGUCACACCAGAAUUCUUAAAAGACCAUAAGAUUGAUUAUGUAGCUCAUGAUGAUAUUCCAUAUGUGAGUGCGGAUUCUGAUGAUAUUUAUAAACCAAUUAAAGAAAUGGGUAAAUUUUUAACAACACAAAGAACUAAUGGUAUUUCUACUAGUGAUAUUAUUACUAAGAUUAUUAGAGAUUAUGAUAAGUAUCUACUAAGAAAUUUUGCAAGAGGUGCUACAAGACAAGAAUUGAAUGUUUCUUGGUUAAAGAAAAAUGAAUUAGAAUUUAAAAAACAUAUAAAAGAUUUUAGAGAAUAUUUUAAGAAGAAUCAAGAAAGUUUAAAUGUUAAUUCUAAAGAUUUAUAUUUUGAAGUUAGAGAAAUCUUAUUAAGAAAGACUUUAGGUAAUAAAUUAUACAAGAAACUAUUAGGAAAUAAUAAAUUUAAUCCAAAGAAUAUACAUUCCCAUGAAAUUAAAAAAUUACAGGAUAGAUUAAGUGAUAUAAGUGAUAGUUCGAGUCAGAAGGAUAAUGACGAUGAAGAUGAAGAUGCUGAUGAAGAGAGUUCUGAAAUAGAUGCCGAAGAACGUGAAGCUAUCAUCAGAUCUAAAUCACCUCCAAGUGAAUUUGCAGACCAAUAUACUGGUGAAAAAAGAGUAAAAUCAAAACAGGCUAAUUCACAAUAUCAUGAAGAUGAGGAUGAAGAUGAAAAGACAUAUAAAUUCAUAGAGCAUGCUCAACAAGACGUUGAAGAUGAAUAA
This is a messenger RNA of Maudiozyma saulgeensis, 1335 nucleotides long. Lineage: Eukaryota; Fungi; Ascomycota; Saccharomycetes; Saccharomycetales; Saccharomycetaceae. The record is from the annotation of a GenBank genome assembly.